CGCCUCUCCCAGGCCGAGUAAUGUUGUUCAGUUUCCUGCGCUCCAAUUUCAGCAAUCCGCUUUAUCGAUGUCUUCGGCGACUCGAGUUUGAUUCUAGAUUUCGACACCAGAGUGCUUAUGUUCGUCACACCACUUGAAAUUACAGCACUGGAUUGAUGUGACAGGGUACAGCCAUGAUCGCUGCCGUCCCAAUAUUCGACGAGACAGUUUAUCGACGGAUUGAAUGGAUUGUCGAAGAUUCAGGCACAUUGCAUGAAUGGCGAGAAAGCAAAGUGUUGGGAAAUCGUAAUCUGCAGGACUCCAUCCUAGGAGAAUUAGGCGGUAUGGACACAGUCGUGCAUUAAUUCAGCGCCAGUUGCUGUUAAUGUGAUGGAAGUGGUUCCGCAUUCAGUCCCCGGCUUUGCAUCGAAUUAAACGGGGCAAAGCCCAACUUCGCAGCGCCAAAGUGAAUUUGCGCUAACGGCUAUUACCACACCAGCGCUCACAAAUGAACCAUUGGGUGGGACUAUGACGCUUCAA
Molecule: messenger RNA, 519 nt
Organism: Cantharellus anzutake
Lineage: Eukaryota; Fungi; Basidiomycota; Agaricomycetes; Cantharellales; Hydnaceae
Exons: 1
Coding region: 174-344 (56 amino acids)
Source: RefSeq, a predicted model, not a curated record